AUGGCUGGCGGACCCAAGAAAAGUUUGUCUUUGAUUGGAUUCAGUCUUCUCUGGCUUAAAAUGGUUGCUUCAGCAAAAACAGCUCUGGAAAUACCCACUAUUGACCAGGCAUAUUCGAAAAUCAGCAACAGUAUCACGGUGGAAUGGGCCGCAGUGCCGGGGGCCACCAGUUACCUCCUCACAGCCAAAGAUGGGGACACUGUCAUUGAAACCAUGGUGGCCAAUCCCCCAGGCACUGUGACGGGCCUGAAGGCUGCCACCUCGUACCAAAUCACGGUCAGAUCCAUCAGUGCCGCAGGGAGAAGCCAGGCCUCGCCUCCGAAGCAGGCAAACACAGUGCUGGCUGCACCGGUUCUGGAAGCGAGCUCCCCGAGUUCAGACUCUGUCCUUGUGCAGUGGGAGGCUGUGCGCACGGCCAUUGGAUUCUCUGUGUCCAUCAUGCGAGCCAAUGGUUUGGGUAGGAUAUGGAAGGAGAACACCACGAACACCACUUUGACAUUCACCAGGUUGGACCCCGGCACCCUCUACACCAUAAAGGCCCACGCGUGGAGCGCUAACGGAACCCCCGGCGAUGACUCCACCUGCAAUCAGAGAACCAGUCCCCGUGCUCCUGCCGACAUCGAAGUCUCUUUGGACAGCGGGGCUCUGAAGGCGUCUGUUUCCUGGGCCCCGACAGAAGGCGCUUUCAACUACACGGCGAUGGCUCGGAGCGCCUCUUCCGAGCUGAGCUGCAGCACCGCGUACAGCACCUGCACCAUCUCCUCCCUCCGGUGCGGAACGGAGUACCUGGUUUCCGUCCUGGCCAGGAACGACGCUGGAUCCAGCAGAUCGACUUCAGCGGUGACCCUGAAAACCGUUGCUUGUGCGCCUGAAAGAGUGACGAUCCAAGAAGACCCCCCUGGCCACCUGUCGGUGUCUUGGUCCAGUGUAGAGCUGGGAGAUUACUACGUGGCCUUUGUGAAGAGUGAUGAUGGCUUGGAAGUUCACUGCAACACAUCCCUCACGCAGUGCAACUUCCUGUCCGAAUGUGGCUUCACCUACUUCAUCAGUGUUUUUGCCUAUAACAAGGCAGGCCAGAGUCCUCUGGGGGAUGUGUUCAAUUACACCACAGCUCCCUGUUGUCCCAGCGACAUUAACCCAGUGUUGGUGGCCAGCGACAGAGUAGAGAUCGUCUGGUCCCCAGUCCGUGGUGCCGAACUCUAUGAAACCAAGGCUGUGGGCGGGUUCAGCGUGGUCGAGUGCAACGACACUGCGCCUGCGUGCACCCUCUCGGCCCUGGCAUGCGACACCACCUACAACAUCACAGUGCAGUCCUUCAGCGAAGCCCGGGGCAGCAAUACGUCCUGUGCCUCCCGAUUCAUAACCACAGCUCCUUGCAGUCCUGAAAUAGAAAGUGUUUCGAAGGAUGCCUUCUCCGGGAUCCGCGUGCACUGGAGGUCCAGCAACGACGGCGCCACCUACACGGUGACAGCGCGGGGCGAGGACGGGCUGUACCGGUGCCGCAGCAGCGGGCAGUCCUGCGCGCUGGCCGGCCUGCCCUGUGGCUCGGUCUUCUCCGUCACCGCGGUGGCCGAGACGCGGGCUGGGCGCAGCCUGCCCAGCUACAGCGUGCGCCUGGAAACAGUGCCGUGCUGUCCAGCCGGGCUGACAAUAACUCAGGUCACCCAGGCAGUCGUCAACGUGAGCUGGACAGUUGGGACCGGGGCCCUAACCUAUGUGACCGUCCUGGAGUCACCCACUGGACAGUCAAAGUGUCAUACGCAUCAAAACCACUGCCUCCUGGGAUGCAUCACAUGUGGCGUCAAUUACACAGUGGCCCUGAAAGCAAUUAGUGCCACCGGCCUGACGGCAGACUGCGCCUACCACGGCUACUCCUCCAGCGCCUGCUGCCCGCUGGGAGUGAAGCUGUACAGGUUGAGCCCUAACGGUGUCCGGAUCGAUUGGCAGGCCGCCCGGGGCUCCGCCAACUACAGCACCGACCUCUAUGGCUCCAAAGGCAUCUUCACGUGUUCCCCAGGUGCUGGCCUCAGUUUCUGCGACGUCACUGAGAUACCCUGCGGGGACGUAUAUACCGUGAUGGUCUCGCCAGUGGCUGAAACAGGCCUGAAGCUCACUUUCUGUCCAAAAAAAAUAUAUUCGGUAACCUGCUCUGGAAGUUCGCUUGGCAUGGUGAUUUACAGAGGGAAGAGAAAUGCAGAAUGA
This is a messenger RNA of Pteronotus mesoamericanus, 2202 nucleotides long. RefSeq names its product fibronectin type III domain containing 7 (gene FNDC7). Lineage: Eukaryota; Metazoa; Chordata; Mammalia; Chiroptera; Mormoopidae. The transcript has 12 exons. Gene Ontology annotation, molecular function: protein binding. The record is from RefSeq and is a predicted model, not a curated record. Bases 1 to 2202 code for a protein of 733 amino acids.